AUAGGCGAAGCCUGGGGUAUCAUCUCAGCAUUCCGGGGAGAGAAACUCUGGUUCCCUGGAGUCGUCAAAUCAAGUCUCGAAGGAUAUGGUGUUGGUGCUGUUCGCUCCCUUACAUUUGCGAAUAUGCCGAAGCCUGUCCGAGAACGCCUCGAGUCGGUCGACGCGGCCAAUCAUAUACUUCGGUACAGAAUCUUCAACGAGCAC
This is a messenger RNA of Ilyonectria robusta, 204 nucleotides long. RefSeq lists its product as uncharacterized. The annotation marks the transcript as partial. NCBI's taxonomy places the organism in Eukaryota, Fungi, Ascomycota, Sordariomycetes, Hypocreales, Nectriaceae. The record is from RefSeq and is a predicted model, not a curated record. The transcript has a single exon.